UCUCCGGUUUCUCAUCUCAAGAAACAUGAGAUUCAGUUUUCUACGGGUUCUAUAACCGAUAGAUUCAGUUCUCCGUUCAAGAGUACUGCCAAAAGACAACUCUUCGGUUCGAUGAAAGCCGACGCGCCGACCACUUCAACGGCCGGUGCCUCACAAAUGGGACAUAUCGUGCAAAUGAUGAUUCCGGCCAAUACACAGAAUGGAGAGAUUCGGUACAUUCAGGUGCCGGCUAUUGCUCUGACUAUCGCGCAAAACACAACCAAUCAAAUAGAAUCGCCGGUCACUGAAAAUGGUAAACCAAUGAAGUCCGGACCGAUUGGCCUAUUCUUCAGAAAGGUAUAUACAAUGGCUGGACUCAGACUUAGAGAUUUAUGCGAACGCCUAAACAUAUGCGAUGAAGACAUUCGCAAAAAGAUCUGGACUUGUUUUGAGCACUCUCUCCGACAGCACACGGAUCUCAUGCGAACAACCAUUGACUCUGAUGUGACCAAGACAUUCCGAUACCUGUCCACCAUUACCAAUACCAGUACUGUUUCUCAGCGCAAGUUGUUUAAGUUAAAAACGGAAAUACGUGUCAACCCGUAUACUAGUCUAUUGAUCCACGAUAUGGCCCGCAAGCGAUACCAUUGA
Messenger RNA from Medioppia subpectinata, 630 nucleotides. The record is from the annotation of a GenBank genome assembly. NCBI's taxonomy places the organism in Eukaryota, Metazoa, Arthropoda, Arachnida, Sarcoptiformes, Oppiidae.